AGAACUUGAGAGUACUAGCUGUGAGGUUCCUUGCAUGUCAAUGUUGUAAGCGGGCGAUGCUCGGAGCUGGAAAAACGUGGCCCCAGCUGAGCUCGGGUCAGCUACGUGAGCACCGCAGCCUGGAUAUCAUCGUCCAAACAUCCAGACGUAACCCAACCCGUCUUUGAAACCAAACAACUCUGCUUGCUACACUCCCUGGCCCUCCCUCCUAUUUCGCCCUCCUCGUCCCUCUCCUGAGCCGUCGUUUUCUUCAUUCCCCGCCACCAUGGGGUCCGAUCCGCAAUACGCCAAGUACCCCGACCUCACCCUCGCCCAGGACAUCUUCAACAUCUCCAAUCCAUCAUGUUCGCCCACGGUGCAGCAGAAUUCGCUGAAGAAGCUUCAGAAUGCGAUCGAGGAACACAAGAUGGCUCCCCUAUACCGACACCUCGCACAUCCCGUCGAAGGUAUCCUGAACAGCACCGGUGAAGGCCUUCCUCAACAUGCCCAGCACGGCACCAACAAGCAGGUUAUCACCUCCAACCUGCUCGCGACAAAGAAGCUUUCGAAUAAGAUUGUUUUUCCAUGGGACGAGAAGCUUUACGAGUCGUUGGUAGAGGAGAAUAAGAAGGAGCUGGAGGCAUACCAGAAGGAGGAGGAAGAGGCGGCCGAAGCUGCUGGAGACACGGAAGUGCAAGCUGCCCGUGGCAAGCGCGCAGAGUUCUGGGCCCGAGUAGGAGACAAGGACAAGGCAAUCACGUCAUACGAGGACGUGCUCGAGAAGACGGGCAUUCUUGGCACAAAGAUCGAUCUGGUGCUGGCGAUGAUCCGGGUAGGAUUGUUCUUCGGUGACCGGGUAUUUGUCAAGAAGCAGGUUGAGCGCGCGAAUGCGUUGGUGGAGAGCGGUGGUGACUGGGACCGGAGGAACCGAUUGAAGGCGUACAAGGGCCUUCACCUUCUUACGAUCCGCUCAUACAACCUUGCUGCUCCUCUUCUGCUGGACAGUUUGUCUACCUUUACCAGCUAUGAACUCUGCAGUUAUUCCGCCCUUGUGAUCUACGCUGUCCUAGCCGGUUCGCUUUCCCUCAAGAGAGUCGACUUCAAGGCCAAGGUGGUGGAUGCGCCGGAAAUCAAGGCUAUCCUUGGAGAAGGUGAAGACAACAGAAUCGCUGCUCUGACUGGUGCUGUCUCUUCGGGACCAGCAGCGGCGGAUGAGGAGAUGAAGGAUGUCUCCGUGUCGAGCGCUACUCCGGGCACAGCAUCCACGGUCGUCAACCUGACGACGCUGGGUACUGGCUCCGGCACCCAGGCUGAGGCUGAAGCCCCCAUGGACUUCUCGCCCUUGGCCAACCUGGUCAGUAGCCUGUACAAUGGCGACUAUCGCUCAUUUUUCGUCGCCCUUGCUGCUGUCGAGGACAACUUCCUCACGCAGGACCGAUAUCUCUACGAGCACCGCGCUUGGUUUGUCCGGGAGAUGAGACUGAGAGGAUACCAGCAGCUCCUCCAGAGCUACAGGGUGGUUGGACUGGCUAGCAUGGCCAGCGACUUUGGCGUGACAGUGGACUUCCUCGACCGGGAUCUGGCUAAGUUUAUCGCUGCCGACCGGAUACCUUGCACAAUCGACCGGGUCAAUGGCAUCAUCGAGACCAACCGGCCUGACGACAAGAACAAGCAGUAUGCGGAUGUGGUUAAGCAGGGUGAUGCUCUUAUCACGAAGCUGCAGAAAUACGGACAAACCGUCAGACUGCGCGGAAGCGAACGAAGCUAGAUGUGAUGUUCUACGUGUUUUCUCGGCCGGGUGGGUGUCGGGGGAUUUGUUGUCCAUUCAGAUACAUGGCUGCAUUGACAUAAAAUGACGACUGAUAUACCUUGAACUUUUCCAUGACAUGGCUCAAGUGAGACUAUUAUUUCCGUAGAUAGGUCCCUGGUUAUAAUCGGGCGCGUUUCCAUGUCGUUAUCAGCUGUAACUGGAACUCCUCCCGAUUGUCGUCGGAGGGACCAUGCCAUGACAGCCAUCGUCAGUUCUCGUCUUUCUUGCUCCUGACGCGACCUUGUAAACGUCCUAACAUUAUUACCAGCGCAACCAAUGAUUAAAAUCCGAUGCUGCU
This is a messenger RNA of Paecilomyces variotii, 2087 nucleotides long. Its product is annotated as putative proteasome regulatory particle subunit. The coding region runs from base 266 to 1747 and encodes 493 amino acids. Gene Ontology annotation, cellular component: proteasome regulatory particle. Gene Ontology annotation, biological process: proteasome-mediated ubiquitin-dependent protein catabolic process. The record is from RefSeq and is a predicted model, not a curated record. NCBI's taxonomy places the organism in Eukaryota, Fungi, Ascomycota, Eurotiomycetes, Eurotiales, Thermoascaceae. The transcript is spliced from 3 exons.